AUGGCCACUUCACCACCAGGCUCGCCCGCCAACGGUGUUACGCGGCCCAUGAGCGCCAUGUUGCGCUCCAACCGCAGUUCCAGCCGUAUGAGUAUCAGUAGCAAGCCAGGCGAGAGCAAGGCGUCGGACGAAGACAGCAGGACCGCCGUCAAAGUUGCCGUCCGCGUGCGUCCUGCACUUCAGCAUGGAGAUCCUGGCUACGAACUCAUUCCUCAACGAUUUCGCAAUGCCUUGUGUCACGUCACUUCACCCUCGAGUCUGACUGUAGACGCAGCCGGAGGCAAGAAGGUCUUCAUCUUUGACCGUGUCUUUGACCAGGAUAUUAACCAGGAGGGCAUCUUCGAAUAUGUCGCAGACAGCGUCCAUUCUUUCGUCCAGGGCUACAAUGUCUCCAUUCUUGCCUACGGCCAGUCUGGUGCCGGAAAGUCGUACACAAUGGGCACCACAGGCCCACGCGACCAAGCCGAUCCCGAAGUUAUGGGUAUUAUCCCCCGCGCAGCCGCAUUGCUGUUCGACAAACUCGAUGGGUCCAACAAAAGCGCCGGCUCUGGCAUUCGCGCUCCAAGUCGCUUAUCUGGAAUUCAGAACUUCACUGCCAAGUCUUCAACAUCGCAGGCAAAUAGAAACUGGCAACUGAGAGCCACGUAUGUAGAGAUCUACAAUGAGCAACUUCGCGACCUGCUACUACCCGAAAACGUAGCUCACGGCGAGCGACCUCAGGUAAACAUCCGAGAGGACCGUGAUGGUCGCAUUCUCCUCACUGGACUCACCCAAAUACCCGUAAACUCGAUCGAUGAUUUGCUCGGUGCUCUCAACUUCGGCUCCUCAAUCCGGCAGACUGAUGCGACUGCCGUCAACGCAAAAUCGUCGCGCUCCCAUGCCGUUUUUAGUCUGAACCUAGUACAGAAGAAGUCUUCGCCAACAAUAACAACAUCAACCCGCGAGAAGCGCCGGUCUGUGCCCAUCGAAAUGAUGUCUGGCUCCAGCGAGAGCUGGGUAACUGUGGAUAGCAAGCUCCAUUUCGUCGAUCUGGCGGGAAGCGAGCGGCUGAAAAAUACAGGGGCGCAAGGCGAGCGCGCCAAGGAAGGUAUUUCGAUCAACGCAGGUCUUGCAAGCUUGGGAAAAGUUAUUUCACAACUCUCGGCACGCUCUCACGGGGGCUAUGUUUCGUACCGCGACUCCAGGCUUACGCGCCUUCUGCAAGACUCGCUUGGCGGCAACGCUAUCACAUACAUGAUCGCUUGCGUCAACCCAGCUGAGUUCCACCUAAGCGAAACCCUCAACACGGUCCAGUACGCGCAGCGCGCCCGUGCUAUCCAAGUUAAACCCCAGAUUCAGCAGGUCCAUGACGACAGUGAUAAGCAAGCGGCUAUCGACCGGUUGAGAGCCGAAGUUCAAUUUCUCCGAGACCAGAUACGACUGUCUGAGCGCGCGGAUAGAAAGAAGACCGGCCCCCAAGAGCGCGCUGAACGGCAAGAGGAACGUGAAGCCGAGCUUCAGAAUCAGCUGCUGGAUAUUCAGGAAAACUACAACGCCCUAAGCGCGCGUCACGCUAAGCUUAUCUCCGAGAUCACCAAAGCACGUGAUAACAGCGAGACGGAAACGCCUAUGCUCAAGGAUGCUAUUGGCGACUCUGCAGUAGAACGAUUGAAGAGAUCAAACUCUUUCGCCGAGGCCGUCGAAUCUGUUGUCCUGGAAUACGAAAAGACUAUUCAGACGCUGGAAUCAUCUCUCUCCAACACGCGAUCUACCUUGUCAACCCACGAAAGCGAUUUGCUGGAAAAGGAGACUCGCAUUGCCAUCCUCGAGAGCCAGAAUCAGCAUUUGCAGUCUCGCCUCCAAAAGGCAAUGGAGCGUGACGCCAACAACGAAGAGUACGUCCAGUCGCUCGAGCGCCAAAUCGACUCCUCGGUCAAUGGCAUUGAGAAGAACGACACCGUGAUAUCUGAAUUGCGCGAAAAGCUGCAAAAGGCUCGCGAGAACGAGGCUAGCAGUGAAGAAUACAUCUCUACAUUGGAAGAGCGCCUCGCCGAAAAUGAGCAAGAAACUGAGAUGAUGAGUCGUGAGAUUGAGCGACUCAAGCAUGUUGUCGAAAGACAACGUAGUGUUGCUAAACUAGACAACUUGCUCUACGAACUCGACAGGACGGACUCAAAAGCCGAGGAAAACCACGUAAAUGGUCAUUCCAAGACACCUAGUGAUCCCUUCAUCGACAAGCACACCAACCUCGAGAGGCGAGUGACCACUGACAGCAUGCACCAAUUUGGUACUCCUAUUGAUGCCAUUCCCGAGGAGGCUGGUAGCGAACGUCCCCAGACCUCCAGCACCGCUGCUCACUAUCCUGAUGCCGAGGAGCAAAAACCCGAUUUUGCUGUCAAGGCCAUCUCCAACGAUGGAAUCCGUGACGAUGCCGACGAUGGACCAUCGAGCCCUGCACAAGUCCGCUUCGUUCACGACAAGCUUGACACUGUCACACAAGAGUUGCUCGAUCUCCGUGUAGAACACGAAGGGACACUCCAAGACUACGAGAAGCUUGCCAGCAAGUACCAGGAGGCUUUGCGCACUUUGGCAGCUCUUCAAGACUCUGUCGAUGAGGCGCGUCACCAUGUUGCUUCAUCUGCACCAUCUUCUCGACCGACAUCUUUUUUAUCAAACGCGGGGGUGAAUGGCCUCACAGCAGAGGAUGGACAACCUUCGUCCUCGCGUACCUUGUCUGCGGAAUUGUCCUUAGCGGAGUCUGGCAAUACCAGUAUUCUAGACGAGGGGACGGAAGUUGGCCAUGAUGAGGCCACUCCGAAACGAGCUUCAGUCGCCUCUCUGGGCCAAGAGCCCCACAUCCCUGAGACUGUCCUUGUUCAGGAAUUGAAAGCCUUGAAGAUACUACAAAGUGAGAAGGAAGAGCGCAUCAAUGAGCUCCAGCAGACUUACUCUGAGCUGCAAGAACAACACCAAGACAUGCUCGACUACGUCGAAGAGCUCAAAUCAGAGAUCACCAAGGCUCAGCUGAAUCGGCCAGCCUCGCCAUCAAUGCACAUGAUCCGUCGAAAGUCGAGUCAAGCAGUCCUUGCAAACGACCGCGCCAACCGUGCCGUUUCCUCUCUUCGAACCCUUGUGCUGGACAGGUUGGACGAGGACGAAGACGCCAUACAGAACUUUGAGCUCAACCUCAACACAAUCAUGUCGGAGAUUCAAGUACGCUCAGAUCGAGUUCAGGAUCUAGAGUUUGAGGUUCAGUCCAUACGCAAGGAGAUGGAAGGUAAAAUGACUUUGAUCAGUGGUUUGACAAAGGAACGCUCGAGCUUGAAGGCUGGAUCUCCUCUUGACAUCUCUAUUGUUGCUUCAAUGCAGGAUCAGAUGAAGCAAAAUGAGGAUCAUAUCCGAGAGUUGAAGGACUCGCACGCUCAGCGGGAGCAGGAGCUCAAAGCUCAAAUCGAGACACUCAAGUCUUCUGUCAAGCUUGGCGCAUCAUCGGAGGACCUGCUCUCACACCGACAGAUGCCAGAUACCCCUCGGACAACCAACGGUGAUGGCGAGUCAGACGAAGAUGCCGCUCACCAUAACGAAGUCAUUAAGCUUAGUGAUGAAGCUGCUCACUGGCACUCCAAGCACCUUGAGGCUAUCGAAGCCACCAAGGCCUCGGAGAGGCAGCAUCUUGAGACUGUUCGUGAGCUGGAAUCUGCCAAGCAACGGCUUGAAGUAAACCACGCUCUACGCUUGUCUGAGAUCGAGCAGACAAGAGGUGCUGAAGCCGAAGCCGCUUUGCAACAGGAGCGCGCCAAGCAUGCUGCGAUGAUCGCCGCAUUACAAGCCGAGGUAGAUGAACACAAGUCUACAGCUUUGAACAACGCUGCUCGCCUUGCCGAGCUUGAGGAGUCACAUACCAAUAUCGUCAGGCAAUUCGAGGAAGACUCACAAGCCCGUUCGCUCACCGAGAAAGAACUCGAGACCCAUCGAUCUCUCGUCACCAACCUGGAAAGACAGAUUGAGGAGCACAAGGCAGCAAUCGAGUACCAUCAACAAGGCAUGGACUCUAUCCAGAAGACACAUGCUGCUGAGCUCGAGAAGCUCACAUCAGAGCUUACGACUCACAAGGAGACAGCAUCUUCUCUGGAGGCUGAUCUUGCUAAGGCGAAGACCGAGAUGGAGACGCUACUCCAAGGUGUUUCGGAGGCCUUGGGCGAAGAAACAGACAUCGGCACCAUCCAGUCUCAUAUCGAAGCGUUGGUCAAAGAGCGCAAGUCAAUUGCCAGUCGACUAGAUGAAGCUGUCAAGGACCUUGAAUCAGCAAGGACGGAACUUGCAGAGGCUACCAGCACCAUCAAUAAGCUCAAGGGCAACCUCAAAGAGUUUGAGCUUAUCAACGCCGAGACGCUGAAAGAGCUUGAGAGGGUCAGUGAGAAAGAGCUCAAGAGUGCUCGCCUCGUACAAGAACUGGAGGACCAGCUCAACCAGAACUGGGACCAGCAUGAGGCCGCCAACAACCGACUCUCUGCUCUGCAAACUGAGCGCUCUCGUGAACUUCAAGACGCUAUGACCCACGGCGAGGAACUCGAAAAGGAAGUACAGGAAUCACGCAUCAAGAUUGCGCUCCUAGAGUCCCAACUUGUUGAUGCAAAGCGCAACUCUGCCCGUGUAUCCGUGGAUCCCCGCGAAGACCUUCAACGAUCCAACUCAAACAACUCCACUGCACGCAAGAACGCUGCACACACUUCCUUGCCCUCACCGCCGCCAGCCAUUCCUCUUCCCCCUCUUCCUCCUGGCAGCCCGCCACCUCAAACCAAUGCACCUUCUCCUCCUACCUCGCGUCACCAAAGCAAGGACAUUGCUCAUGCUCAGUUGGUCGAGGACCAGGAAGCUCGUAUUCGCACCAUUGAGAAGCAUCUCUUUGCUGAGAAGCAGCUUACAGCUACCUUGGAGGAUGCUUUGACUGAUCUCGAGGCUUCCAGCACAAAGACCAGGGCUGAUCUGGAUCAAUUCAGGAAGAAGUGCGCCACUCUAGAAGAAGAGCUCAAUGUUAUGCGCAAGGAGCGCAGCGCAGCACGCCACUCUCUUCAAGCUGUCGAGGAGGAGCGCAACGCCCGUUUACGUGUUGAAGCUGAGCGUGCUCACCUGGAAGCACGCAUGGCAGCUCUCAAUGACGCCCAAAAGAAGGGCAGGAAAAAGGGUACACUCAACUGCUUCUAA
Messenger RNA from Bipolaris oryzae ATCC 44560, 5184 nucleotides. RefSeq lists its product as uncharacterized. Gene Ontology annotation, biological process: mitotic spindle organization; microtubule-based movement. NCBI's taxonomy places the organism in Eukaryota, Fungi, Ascomycota, Dothideomycetes, Pleosporales, Pleosporaceae. The record is from RefSeq and is a predicted model, not a curated record. The transcript is spliced from 5 exons. Bases 1 to 5184 code for a protein of 1727 amino acids. Gene Ontology annotation, molecular function: microtubule binding; microtubule motor activity; ATP binding.